Messenger RNA from Nicotiana attenuata, 2462 nucleotides. Its product is annotated as probable cyclic nucleotide-gated ion channel 16. Gene Ontology annotation, molecular function: voltage-gated potassium channel activity. Gene Ontology annotation, cellular component: membrane. NCBI's taxonomy places the organism in Eukaryota, Viridiplantae, Streptophyta, Magnoliopsida, Solanales, Solanaceae. Bases 193 to 2241 code for a protein of 682 amino acids. The transcript is spliced from 6 exons. The record is from RefSeq and is a predicted model, not a curated record. Gene Ontology annotation, biological process: transmembrane transport; potassium ion transport.
UGGGGGUUUUGAUUUGGCGCGCUGAUUCAACGAACUGCACGCACAUAUCGGGGACUCAGACACAACUCCUCGUGUUCGCAAUGCAGCAUUCCAUUGUAAUGGCUCUCCGUUACCUUCUCCACCCAUUGAUAAUACUCAAAUCUCCAUGGCAAUCAUCGACCUUCUGUCCUAGGGUUUCUUCUGUAACCAAAAAUGGACACUCUCCAGCACCACCUCCACCGUUUCUCCAAACCUUCCUUAAUUUACGACCGUCAGAAGCCCUGGUGGCAACAAAUUCUCGAUCCAAAUGGCGAGUUCGUUGCCAGAUGGAACCACAUUUUCUUGUUCACUUCCUUUGUCGGUCUAUUUGUUGAUCCUCUUUUUUUGUUGCUUCCAAUUAUUCGCGAAACCUGCAUGAGCACCGAUAAUGUUUUGGGAUACACCAUAUUAACUUUUCGCGUAUUGGUUGAUAUCUUCGCCUUGUUUCAGAUCAUUAUGAAGUUCCGUACGGCUUUUGUUUCCAAGAAAACCCGGGUUUUUGGUAAGGGUGAGCUGGUGAUGGAUCAGAAAUUGAUUGCUAUCCGUUACGUGAAGAACGACUUUGCCAUUGAUCUUGCUGCUGCCCUCCCGCUCCCACAAAUUGUUAUUUGGUUUAUAAUGCCAUUGAAUGGCUCAUCCGCCACUCAUGCUAAUCAUGCCAUCUCUUUGAUUAUUAUGCUUCAGUAUGUGCCAAGAUUGUUAGUCAUUUUCCCCUUAAAUUCAAAGAUUAUUAGGAAUACAGGUGUUGUGGCAAAGACAGCUUGGUCUGGUGCAGCAUACAAUCUCCUCCUGUACUUGCUGGCAGGUCAUGUUUUAGGAGCUAUAUGGUAUCUGAUGGCUAUUGAGAGGCACUUUUCAUGCUGGAAGGAUGAGUGUGAAAAGCAGCAGGAGGGUGCUCCAGCUUGUUAUAAAGACUACCUUGAUUGCUCAUCACUUGGUAAACCUGGGCGUCAGGAGUGGUCGGAAACCACUGAGGUGUUCAAGAAUUGCGAUGCUAAUGCCGAUAUAAGCUUUGAGUUUGGAAUGUUUGGUGAUGCAAAUACUGAAGAAGUUACAUCUGCUGGCAUCUUUGAUCGAUAUUUUUACUGCCUAUGGUGGGGUUUAAAGAGCCUAAGUUCAUAUGGACAAAGUAUAACUACAAGCAUAAACAUUGUUGAGACGCUCUUUUCCAGUCUUAUUUGUCUUCUGGGUUUGGUCUUCUUUGCACUGCUGAUAGGCAACAUGCAGAGCUAUCUACAAUCCAUGACAGCAAGACUUGAACAAUGGAGAGUUAAAAGAAGGGACACAGAGGAGUGGAUGAGGCACCGUCAACUGCCUGAAGAUCUGCAAGAUCGUGUUCGUCGGUUUGUUCAGUAUAAAUGGGUAGCUACAAGAGGUGUAGAGGAAGAAGAAAUAUUGCGUUCCUUACCCUUGGAUCUAAGGCGCCAGAUUCAGAGGCACCUCUGCCUGGCUCUUGUUCGUCGUGUUCCUUUCUUCUCCCAGAUGGAUGAUCAGCUGUUAGAUGCAAUAUGCGAAUGCCUUGUUUCAUCAUUGAACACGAAAGACACGUAUAUUGUUCGGGAAGGAGAUCCGGUGAAUGAGAUGCUUUUCAUAAUUAGAGGUGAACUUGAGAGUUCAACAACUAAUGGAGGAAGGUCAGGCUUCUUCAACUCCAUUACGUUAAAGCAGGGUGAUUUUUGUGGAGAAGAGUUGCUAACAUGGGCCUUAGUGCCUAAUCCGAAUGUUAAUCUUCCAAUUUCAACUCGAACAGUGAAAUGCCUUAAAGAAGUUGAAGCAUUUGCACUUAAAGCUGAAAAGCUCAAGUUUGUUGCAAACCAGUUCAGACGCCUCCAUAGUAAGAAAUUACAGCAUGCAUUCCGGUUCUACUCACACCAAUGGAGGACAUGGGGAGCUUGCUACAUACAAGCUGCAUGGAGACGCUAUCGGAGGAAAAAACUAGCGGAGGAAUUGUCAAGAGAAGAAAGCCUGUACUACUCACGAGGGAUGGACCAAGAGGAUGAUUAUGGUCAUGAAUAUCCAGAAGCUGGUUAUGACGGUGGCAAUGCUUCGGAUCAUGCAACAGAAAGCAGUAUUCAGCAUCUUGGAGCUACAAUAUUGGCAUCAAGAUUUGCUGCUAACACCAGAAGAGGCAAGGUGGCACGGGUGGACCCUGGUGAAUCCAGCUUACGUAUGCCUAAACUCUUUAAGCCUGACGAGCCUGAUUUUUCUGAUGAUCAAAGAUGAACGCCAUAGUCACUGAUGAAUCAGUUCUUGUUUUUGGAUCGAAGUUAGAGUUAGUCUUUAGGCUGCUUGUUGCCCUGUUACUUGUUCACAGGUCACUUUUUGAUGUUUCUUCUUAUUCAAAAGAAACCGUUACUACCAAUUCAUUCACUACUACAUAGUGGUUAACUACUUCACAAAUGUAAAUUAAUUGCUUGCUUUAAUCAUAAGGGCAUCUUAAGUGA